GUCUGCUGGGUGGAUCAUGGCUGACGCCACGGUUCACUAGUGGAUGAGCUUGUACGUUGCGGGUUCGCGCAGGAGAAAGGAGUCCUGGUCUAUAUAUGGUUGCUUCAAGUCCGUCGCAGACAGCGGAACUACAAGACCAUCACAGUUCUGCAACACUCCUUUGGUUCACACUUCAUUGUCCUUACAGCUGGGCUGUUAGUCUUCAUUCAUUCUAUCAAGAGGUAGUCCUGCUACCUAUCCACUCCUUAGCGACUCGGAGAUAACACUCAUUCACCUUGCAUUGCGCCAUACAUUCCUUCUAUAGGCGCCAUGCGGACUGGUACUGCCCUCCUGACGGCUCUUGGCCUUACGGUGCAGAUUGGUAAUGCAAGAUAUACAUUGCUGGAUGACUAUACCAGCUCGUCCUUCUUUGACCGCUUUAGCUUUUACACUGACACGGAUCCUACCCACGGGUUCGUCAGCUAUGUUGGCCAAUCCACCGCUCAGAGCGGCGGCCUGAUCUCAACUAACGCUGAUGGCUCGGUCUACAUGGGCGUGGACCACACCAAUGUGGCCAGCAGCGGCCGGGAGAGCGUGCGCAUCACCAGCAACAGCCAGUAUACCCACGGGCUGUUUAUUGUGGACCUGGCGCAUAUGCCUGGUGGAAUUUGCGGCACCUGGCCCGCAUUCUGGCUCCUUGGCUCCAACUGGCCGAACAACGGAGAGAUUGACAUCAUCGAAGGCGUCAAUCAGCAGACCGAUGACUUGAUGACCCUGCACACCAGCGACGGAUGCACGAUCAACAAUUCUGGCUUCACCGGCACCCUGACGACCAGCAACUGCUAUGUCUAUGCUCCGGAUCAGUCUAGCAACGCGGGCUGCAGCAUCACCUCCCCCAGCUCCCAGUCUUACGGAUCGGCCUUCAACUCUCUCGGAGGUGGUGUCUACGCCACCGAAUGGACAAGCUCCGCCAUCAAGAUCUGGUUCUUCCCCCGGGGCAGCAUUCCCUCUGAUAUCACAAGUGGCAGUCCCACCCCGUCCUCCUGGGGAACACCAGCCGCCAACUUUGCCGGUUCUUGUGAUAUAGACUCGCAUUUCAGCGCCAUGCAGAUUGUCUUCGACACCACCUUCUGCGGCGAUUGGGCCGGGAACGUCUGGAGUUCGGGGUCCUGCGCCUCCUACGCAAGUUCCUGCACAGACUACGUGGCGAACAACCCGUCUGCAUUCCAAGAUGCGUACUGGACGAUCAAAUCGCUGAAAGUCUACCAGGAUAGCAGCAUCAACAGCGUGCGCAAUUCAACCACGUCAAGACGCUGGCCAGGCAUGUCGCAGAUGGGCCGCGGGCCGGCAUUUAUUAAAAAGGGCCGAAGAGGUCCCGGGGGAUACGAAUAUGCUUUCCGCGGGUGAUUUCACGAUAGAACGAGAUACGGUCGGUAGAAGAUAGACUACUUAGAUGGUUCCUCGAUUCGUUUGGCUCUGCUUCGGGUUGGUUCUGUUGUUGGUGUUUUUUUUUUUCGGGUUCGAGACCCAGGGACAUUCGCUUCACUUGACAUAUUCAAUCCUUGCUUUCUUCCUUCCUUUUUUUCUUCACAUUCGUUUCUGGGAUAUGAGGGACCCUGUGCACCGACUUACCUUGCAGUUCGCAUUCGCUUACCGGGAGGGGAAGCUAGGAAGAGGGCUAUUCAUUCGUUUUUGGCGAAGACGGUAGAUGGAUAUACGCAUCGCCUUCGUGGUUUCUUUUCAGAGAUUCAAGACGCUCGUUUUUGGCUGGACCAACUCAGGAUUUUCGAAUGAUGGUUUGAGGGAGGGAAUAGAUCUAGCGG
Messenger RNA from Aspergillus homomorphus CBS 101889, 1802 nucleotides. RefSeq names its product glycoside hydrolase family 16 protein. Gene Ontology annotation, biological process: glucan catabolic process. The record is from RefSeq and is a predicted model, not a curated record. Bases 310 to 1386 code for a protein of 358 amino acids. Gene Ontology annotation, molecular function: hydrolase activity, hydrolyzing O-glycosyl compounds. The transcript has 3 exons. NCBI's taxonomy places the organism in Eukaryota, Fungi, Ascomycota, Eurotiomycetes, Eurotiales, Aspergillaceae.